Carica papaya (papaya) is the source of this 1912-nucleotide messenger RNA. Its product is annotated as zinc finger (MYND type) family protein / programmed cell death 2 C-terminal domain-containing protein. NCBI's taxonomy places the organism in Eukaryota, Viridiplantae, Streptophyta, Magnoliopsida, Brassicales, Caricaceae. The record is from RefSeq and is a predicted model, not a curated record. Gene Ontology annotation, cellular component: cytoplasm.
UACAAACAAAUAGGUCUUGUGUCUUCGUCUCCGUCGCGCCCGUCGUCCCAACUCUCCUCUUUCUCUCUUUACUCUCGCACAUGUCCCACUGACCGCCAUUGCACCUCACCUCCACCACCUGGUCACCCAAACUCAUCACAGCCGGCCAUCACUGCCUAGCUGUUUUCUUGUUAGCCGCUACUCGAGCAGAUAUCUCAAUCUCGUUGUAGCAGCUGGUCCAGACCUCGUAGAAUUUUCUGGACGAUUGGCUGCUGUAGUAGAGAGUCGACCCGUUUCUGGGAAGAUAGAGCUUGGUUUUUAAUUUAGGGUUUUUGUCGCGUUGCGACUGGUAUCCUGAUUUGAUACGAAAUAAGAAACCGGUGACCCUGUGAAAUUGCUGCAACUUCCAGUCACUUGUAUUAUAUAAGCCUCCUGUUAUUGAUUGAUUGUGAAGGCAAACCGUAUAUUGUAAGAAUGGAGAGUGGUGGUGCUAAUGGAGAUUCAAUAGAGAAACUUAGAGGCCUUCAAAUAUCUCCAUCCGACGAUGAAGAUGAAGAAGAACAAAAACCAGAGGCAAUUACAAUAGAUGAAAAUGAUUAUGAUGAUGAAGACGAUGAUGACGAAGACGACGAGCCAGAACCCAUAAUACUUGGAUUCCUAGAAAAGCCAAAGAAUCGCUGGUCACUUCUUCGCCAAUUAUUUCCCAGCAAAGCAGGAGGCGUGCCAGCAUGGUUGGAUCCAGUUAAUUUACCGUCAGGGAGAUCCUGUUUGUGUGAUUUCUGUGGCGAACCUCUGCAAUUUUUACUUCAGGUUUACGCCCCAAUCUCAGACAAGGAGUCAGCAUUUCAUCGAACAUUAUUUGUAUUCAUGUGCCCAUCGAUGUCUUGUCUUCUCCGCGACCAGCAUGAGCAAUGGAAACGCCAUGAGAAGGCAUCCCGAAGUGUGAAGGUUUUCCAGAGCCAAUUGCCUCAUGAUAAUCCUUUUUACUCGUGUGAGGCUCCAAAGCAUAAUGGGAAUGAUAAACCUCUUGGUCGUGGAGCAACACUCUGUAGUUGGUGUGGUACCUGGAAAGGAGACAAAACUUGUAGCAGGUGUAAAAGAGCCCAUUACUGCUCACAGAAACACCAAGUAUUGCACUGGCGAAGAGGUCAUAAAAGUGAAUGUCAAGGGCUGAGCUUUUCUUCCCUGUCAUCAGAAUCUGAAUCCUUUAGUGGUGGGGCUGGAUCAUCAGAAAUACUGCAAGCUGCCUGCAACAGUCUGUGGCCAGAGUUUGAGAUGAUAAAUGAAGAUGAAAGUGAAUAUGACAUGGAGAUGUUGGAGGAUGAUGGAUGUGCUAAUUCAUUAAUAUCCAGGGGGGGAGUGGAUGAUACUGUGAAGUCACUUUUGGACUCUUUUGAGGGAGAUGGGGACAGAAAAAGUUGGGCAUCUUUCCAAGAACGAAUAGCCAAGGCCCCUGAACAAGUUUUGAGAUAUUGCAGACAUGCGAAUGCUAAACCCCUUUGGCCGAUGUCAAGUGGCCGUCCAUCAAAAGCAGACAUUCCUAAAUGCAGUUUCUGUGGUGGUCCUUUGAAUUUUGAAUUUCAGAUUUUGCCUCAGCUGCUUUAUUAUUUUGAUGUUAAGAAUGAGGUGGAUUCUCUUGAUUGGGCAACAAUUGUAAUAUACACAUGUGAAGCCUCUUGUGGAGAUGGUGUGGGUUACAAAGAGGAAUUAGCAUGGGUUCAACUCUCUUCCCCUUCUCUUGUACCUUGAAACUUCAUGUUUCUCUUCUCUCUCUUUAAUGUGUUUUUUUUUGUCUUGGAUCUAUUUUUGGAAAGUAGGAGAAGAUAGAAUGUUGUAUGAAUAGGACAAUAGGUAUUUCUCAAUUUUCAUGGGAGAAGUCAAUUUUCUGUAGAAAAACUUUUUAAUUAUCAAUUAAAGAUAAGAUGUUCUUGAG